Suillus subaureus is the source of this 1051-nucleotide messenger RNA. RefSeq lists its product as uncharacterized. The record is from RefSeq and is a predicted model, not a curated record. Bases 110 to 883 code for a protein of 257 amino acids. NCBI's taxonomy places the organism in Eukaryota, Fungi, Basidiomycota, Agaricomycetes, Boletales, Suillaceae. The transcript is spliced from 2 exons.
GAAGCUGAUUGUGGUUGCCAAUCGAGCGCUAAUCAUCAGUACGUAUAAGUACCUGCGUUAGCAACGCAACCCUCUCCCUCUUGAUCAAGUGCCACGGGCGCUAGCUGAAAUGCGCCUCUCCGCAGCUUUCGCAAUCCUCCCACAGUUUUAUCUAGUCUUCAAAGUCGGCCUCUGGCCCACUAUCCUAGCAAUCUGUCAUACCCCCUCCCUACUCCUCCAACCACAUGAACUCUCCCACAUCUUCAUGUCCCCCGUGUGGAAGCUCUUUGGCGACGGCAUCGACGGAAACGCAAGAACCACCAAACAAAAACUCAUCACCCCACACGCAUACGGCGUAGUACUCGACAUCGGUGCAGGACACGGGCAUACCAUCAACUACCUCGAUCACUCCCGCAUCACUAAAUACGUCGCUCUAGAACCCAAUACCCACAUGCACGCUGAGCUCCGGCGUACAGCCUCAGCUGCUGGAUACACCGAAUCUGCCGGGACACUCCUCAUCCUCUCCUGCGGCGCCGAACACAUCAGCACAAUCCUCUCUUCCAUCCCACCUGUCGACACCCUCAUCAGCAUCCUCACCAUCUGCUCUGUCCCUUCUCCCCAAAACACCAUAUCGGGGUUGAUCACGGAGGUAGUGAAACCAGGGGGUCAGAUACUGUUCUAUGAACAUUGUCUUAGUGAUAGGAAGGAUGUUGGGUGGUGGCAGGCGUUUUGGACGCCGCUUCAGAGGGUGGUUUUCGGGGGCUGUUCUUUGGAUAGGCCGACUCAGAAGUGGAUUGAGGAUGUUGGGGGGUGGGUUGGGGGAGAGGGUGUGUGGGAGAUGGAGGAGGGGAUGGAGGAGCAUCUGUUUGGGUGUCGAGCGGGGAGAUUUGUCAAGGCGGGGUAGAUGCAUGACAUGGUGUAUCAUGACUUCCUGUAUGUUAUCGAGUGUCGCUCUUACCCUGGGAGAUAUGUUCAGGAGCCUCAUAUAUGUCUGCCAACGCCUACCUCAACAAGAACAGUCGGGCAAUCAUGUAUUGUGAGCACGUACUAUCACUUAGCCUCAAGCACUCAG